AUGGUAGACAUCACUUCUUUUUUCUCUCCCUCAGGAACGCGUUCCUCACGUUCCAAUGCUUCCAAAGCUAUCUCAGCAAAAAAACCAUCAAGAAGAAGAGCUCGCGUAAUUAACAUUGAUGAAGAUGAAGAUGAAGAUGAAAAAAACGAAAAUGAAGCUGCUGAAGUUGUACAACCCCCAAAAAAAAGAGUCAAGAGAAAUGUCUCAGAAACAAAAGAAAAAUUAACUCCAAUUGAAUCUUUGGAUUAUUUUAAAAUAAAUAGUACUAGAUUGAGAACUAGAGCACAACCUAAACUCAAAAAGAAGGUCAUUGAUACAAUUUCCGAUGAUGAUUUUGAUGAUUUUGAUGAUUUUGAUGAUAAUGAAGAUGAUUUUAACAACGAUGAUGAAGACUUUGUGCAAGUAACCAGCAGAACCAGAAAGCCUGCUCAAAGAAAAACUGAAAGCAAAAAAGAAUCUCUCAAAGCUGAACUUGCAGAGUUGAAUUAUUUAAAGCCAAUUUCAAAACCAAUAGCAGAAACUAAACCAAGGAGCUCUUCAAAAAAAGCUUCUACAACUUCACAAGCAAAAAGUAAAAAAACUGUUAAAAAAGAUGAACAAUCGCUGACAAAUAGUGUAUUAAACUUACUCAAAAAAAUCCCUGAUGCCGAAUUACCUGAUGUAUCUGAUUAUGAUCCAAAGACUUUUAAUUUUUUUGCUGCCAAUGCUGGCAAACAAAAUCAAGAAUCAGAUUUGAGUUUUGAACCACCAAUUGGAAAACCUGAUUGUCUUGCUGGUUUAACAAUUGUUUUUACAGGUGUUUUCCCUCAUUUGAAUAGAUCAGAUGCAGAAAAUUUAGCUAAAAGAUACGGUGCUAAGGUCACUAAAUCAAUAUCGAAAAAGACUUCUCUUGUUGUGCUUGGUUCUGAUGCUGGACCAUCCAAAGUUAAAAAAAUUAUGGAUCUUAACAUAAAAACUACCACGGAAGAUGGGUUUUGUCAAUUAGUUAAUGGCCUGCCUGAAGCUGGUGGUAGUGAUAACGAAUUAGCCAAAAAGGCUAUAGAAAAAAGAAAAUUGGAGGAAGAAAAAAUAAUUGAGGCCGCCAAAAAAGAAGAAGAAGAAGCCAUUCAAAGAGAAAAAGAAUUGAAAAAAAAAAGAGCUAAAAUAAAUGCCGAAAAUAACACUAAUAAUAAUACUAAUAAUCAAAUUAAUGAUAACUACGUCAAGCCCUCAAUGAAACCCGAUGAUGAAAAACUAUGGACAGAUAAAUACGCUCCAACCAAUCUUCAACAGAUAUGUGGUAAUAAAGGUGGAGUUAAUAAGUUAAAUCAGUGGUUGCAAAAUUGGGAUCAAAAUAAACGUAAAGGAUUUAAAUUUUAUGGUGAUCUCUUUCCCGCUGUUCUUAUAUCGGGACCUCCAGGGAUUGGAAAGACAACAGCUGCACAUCUAGUAGCUAAAACAUUAAAUUAUGAUAUUUUGGAAAGAAAUGCAUCUGAUGUGAGAUCUAAAAAACUUUUAAAUGAUGGGAUUAAAAAUAUAUUGAAUAAUAAUUCCUUGAUGGGUUAUUUUGAUUUGCGUGGAAAUCGAGUAAGCGAGAUGGAAAAAAAGAAGUUUUGUUUAAUUAUGGAUGAAGUUGAUGGUAUGUCAAGUGGAGAUAGAGGAGGUGUUGGUGCUUUGAGUAGUUUUUGUCGCAAGACAUCUAUUCCAAUUAUUUUAAUAUGUAAUGAUAAGUCAUCUCCAAAGAUGAGACCAUUUGAUAAAGUUUGUCUUGAUAUCCCAUUCAGAAGACCAUCAGCAAUAGAAAUGAAAUCACGAUUAAUGACAAUUGCUUACAGGGAAAAAUUGAAAUUGGAUCCAAAUUCUAUUGAGCAAUUAGUUGAAUGUACAAGAAAUGAUAUUAGACAGAUAAUCAAUCUUUUGUCAACAAUAUCAAGAACUGAAAAGACGAUUGACAAUUCUAAUAGAGCAAAGAUAUCAGAUGCUUGGAAAAAAAAUGUUGCAUUAAAAUCAUUUGAUAUAGUUGGGAAAUAUCUAAGUGGGUCUAUAUGGUCACCUAAUUCCGAUGUUGAUUUAAAUAAAAAAAUUGAAUAUUAUUUUGAUGAUCAUGAUUUCACACCAUUAAUGGUUCAAGAAAACUAUCUCAACACCAGGCCACAAAACACCCAAUUGAGUCAUUUGGAGUUGGUUUCAAAGGCAGCCGAUUCUAUGUCUGAGGCAGAUAUAAUUGAUUCUAAGAUUCACAGCUCUGAACAGCUAUGGAGUUUGAUGCCAUUGCAUGGGAUUAUGUCAUCAAUCAGACCCAGUUCGAUUAUCAAUGGACAGAUAGCUGGGAGAAUUAAAUUUACUAGCUGGUUGGGUAAUAAUUCAAAGACUAAUAAGUAUUUACGGUUAUUACAAGAAAUCAACUAUCAUUGCAAAUUACGAACACUAACCAAAAAGUUUGAUUUACGAUUGGAUUAUUUUCAAUUGAUGAGUGGAAAAAUGUGCAAACCGCUACUUGAAGAUGGAUCUGGGGGCAUAGAGGAGGUUAUUGAAUUGUUAGACAACUAUUACCUAUCAAAGGAAGACUGGGAGAACAUCUUGGAGUUUUCUAUGGGAAACAACCCAUAUAAAGCAGAGACAGUAGCAAAACAGUUACCAACACAAGUGAAAUCAGGAUUUACUAGGAAGUACAAUCUGGCGAAACACCCAGUGGCAAUCAACAGACCAGGCUUGACCACUGCUGGAAAAGGUGAUAUCUCUUCAGUACAACCAGACUUGGAAGAUGUUGUUGAGGACGACACUGUUGAGGACAAAGCAGACGACGACGACGACAACAAGAAGGAUGAGGACAUUACAAAGGACAAGCUAAUCAAAGCCAAAAAGCCCAAGGCAGUCAAGACAAAGGCAUCAGCAGCCAAACCACGAGCCACCAAGACAACAAAAGGCAGUUCUACGACCAGAAGAGCUCCCAGAAAGAAGAAAUGA
Ascoidea rubescens DSM 1968 is the source of this 2946-nucleotide messenger RNA. RefSeq names its product replication factor C subunit 1 (gene RFC1). Gene Ontology annotation, cellular component: nucleus; DNA replication factor C complex. Gene Ontology annotation, molecular function: ATP hydrolysis activity; DNA binding; ATP binding. Gene Ontology annotation, biological process: DNA repair; DNA replication. The coding region runs from base 1 to 2946 and encodes 981 amino acids. NCBI's taxonomy places the organism in Eukaryota, Fungi, Ascomycota, Saccharomycetes, Ascoideales, Ascoideaceae. The transcript has 2 exons. The record is from RefSeq and is a predicted model, not a curated record.